UAGAGCUUCACUUUGAGUGCAUGGAUCUGCGGCAACAAGUAAAUUACAGUGACCUUUGUCAAACCAACAAAACAGAUGAAACUUUGAUGAUGACCUUCAUACUAGUCAUGGAUGGAAUAAUUCUGGCAAGUGGCCUGGUGGGGCAAAUCUUGGUCAUAGUCAUCCUUACUGGCAGGAGGAGGAGAGAUAGUCAGCCCCAGCAUCGUACUGACAUCUUGUUGUUGGCUUUGAGUGCUGCAGACCUGCUACUGCUGUUUUGCCUGCCCUUCCACACCUCUGCCAUCGGCCUUGGCUACUGGCCUUUUGGGAACAUCUUAUGCAAAGUCAUCAGCUUCCUUGGUGUCGCCUGCUCAGUUGCCUCAGUCUUCACACUUGCAGCUUUGGCCGUGACACGCUACCUGACUGUGGUACACCCAAACUGGGCCUACCGUUCUAGAAAACACCAUCGCCUAAAGCUGUCAGUCGCUCUGCUCUGGCUCCCUGCCUUAGCUUUGGCCUCGCCUCAGUUUGCUAUCCGCAGAGUUAGCGUGUCUAGCGCUGUGUCCUGCUUUGCUUUUUUGUCAACAGCUAGCCAAUUUGUCUACAGCCUUGCCCUUUUCUUGUUUGGCUUUGCAAUACCCCUGGGUAUCAUUGUGAUGAUGUACACCAAGAUCUACUGUUUUCUUCGGCAUGCACGCAAGCUUGGCAAUGCCCCUCAGCUGGAACGCUACCAGAGACAGGUCACUCACACUUCAGCUCUCCUAGUUGUGGUCUUCACACUCCUCUGGCUGCCAUCCUACAGCCUCAUGUUCUCCUUAAUAGGAGGAACUGUAUCAGUAUCACCAGCCUACCGUACCAUUGCCAUCAUAGCCAGACUGCUGGCAUCGCUGGCAGCUGUAGUAAACCCCAUUCUAUAUGGCUUUAUGUCUCAGAGGUUUAGACAUGAAUUACUGCAGCUGGGGAGAGCGCACUGGACAUGGUGCAAAACCCAUCUGAUUGGAUGCUCUAACAUGGUGCAGCCCUUUGAACUGGACACACCUUCAGAGAGAGGGCAAAACUGA
Molecule: messenger RNA, 1040 nt
Organism: Thalassophryne amazonica
Lineage: Eukaryota; Metazoa; Chordata; Actinopteri; Batrachoidiformes; Batrachoididae
Product: galanin receptor type 1-like
Exons: 1
Coding region: 21-1040 (339 amino acids)
Biological process (GO): immune response; G protein-coupled receptor signaling pathway
Cellular component (GO): membrane
Molecular function (GO): G protein-coupled receptor activity
Source: RefSeq, a predicted model, not a curated record